Messenger RNA from Saccoglossus kowalevskii, 1397 nucleotides. Its product is annotated as mucin-22-like. The record is from RefSeq and is a predicted model, not a curated record. NCBI's taxonomy places the organism in Eukaryota, Metazoa, Hemichordata, Enteropneusta, Harrimaniidae.
CGGGACACAAACACAAUGCGCUUCAAACGCUGCUGAAUAUCGAUCUAUGCCAGAGACUGUGAUUUUAACGCGGGAUUUACACGGAUUUUAUGUAGUGGAGAACACCAAUGUUCGCAUCGCAAGGAUGCCACAUGGCAAAAAUGCUGGCUUUGAAAUUAUACACCAUUUUAUUAAGGAUAUUACUGAUCUCGGCGUUUACGAUGGUACCGGCAAUUACAGGCACAUAUACACCAACAGAGAUAUUAACUAGAGAAUCAUCUACUCCUGCUACCACUAGAGAAGAUCUCAGAACUAUUUCAGUAACUGAGGGGGUAUCUACUGAGGCAACAGCCAUCACCAUCAUAGUUACUGACGACGAAUUCUCAACUGCUGCUACCACUCAAGAUAAAUAUACAAAUAUUACAGUAACUGAAGGAUUAUCAACUGAGGACACAGCAACUGAUAGUAUCACCACAACCAGCACCACCACCACCACCAGAGUUGGUGAUGACGAAUCAUCUACUCCUGCUACCACUAAAGAUGAGAUACCUUCUAUUGCACUAACUCAGGGAGCAUCUACUGAGGCUACAUCAAUUGAUGGCAUCACUACCAUCAUAUAUACUGAAGACAAAUUGUCUACUGUUGCUACCACUAAAGAUGAGUACUCAACUAUUUCACUAACUGAGGGAGUAACUACUGAGGCUACAUCAACUGAUGGCAUCACCACCAUCAUAUUUACUGAACACAAACUAUCUACUCCUGCUACCACUAAAGAUGAGUACUCAACUAUUUCACUAACUGAGAGAGUAACUACCGAGGCUACAUCAACUGAUGGCAUCAACACCAUUAUUGUUACUGAAGACGAAUUGUCUACUCCUGCAACCACUAAAGAUGAGUACUCAACUAUUUCACUAACUGAGGGAGUAACUACUGAGGCUACAGCAACUGAUGUUACUGAUGAUGAAUCAUCUACUCCUGCUACCACUAAAGAUGAAUUCACAACAAUCUCAGUAACAGAUGGAGUAUCUAAUGAAUCCACAGCAACGGGUGGCAUCAACACCAUUAUUGUUACUGAAGACGUAUUGUCUACUGCUACUACCACUAAACGUGAGUACACAACUAUUUCACUAACUGAGGGAGUAACUACUGAGGCUACAGAAACUGAUGGCAUCACCACCAUCAUAUAUACUGACGACGAAUCAUCGACUGUUGCUACCACUAAAGAUGAGUCCACAACUAUCUCAGUAACUGAUGGAGUAUCUACUAAAUCCACAGCAACAGAUGGCAUCAACACCAUUACUAUUACUGAAGACGAAUUGUCUACUGCUGCUACAACUAAAGAUGAGUUCACAACUAUUUCACUAACUAAGGAGUAUCGACUGAGUCUACACCAAUUGAUGGCAUCACCACCAUCAUAG